UUGACUCUUAACUUUUAUAAAGAAUAUCUCUCUGGAUUUGAGACCUUAAUCUUUGCAACUUUGCAACUUUAUCUUCUUUAUGCACCAAGAGCUUGUUACAUUCCAUAGAGAAAGAAACAGUUGAAAUUGCAUCAUAUGACCCCUUGUUGUUCAGAACUCAUUCUGUAAGUGUUGGAUGUCGUGAGGAUUUAGUGGUUUAAUUACAGACUGAAAUCAUUCUCAUGUGAUCUUUAUUCAGUGAAUGUGAUUAAUCACAGAUGGAUGUGAUUGACAGUGUGAGCAGCAGAGAGAGCCACAGUCUCACAUCACACUGACUCUACAGGAGCAGGAAUGAGGAAGGUGUUUUACACACGUGACUCAGACAGAACCAGGAAACAGGAAUCGCCUGAUUUCAGGGAAAGAGAAACUGAAGUGUAGUUGAGCUGUUGUGUGUUUGUGUCUCUGUAUUCAAGCAGUAAAAUGGCAGAAGCCAGAUUUUCUCAGGAUGAGUUCAUGUGUCCAGUGUGUCUGGAUCUGCUGAAGGAUCCAGUGACCAUCCAUUGUGGACACAGUUACUGUAAGAUCUGUAUUACAGACUGCUGGGAUCAGGAGGAUCAGAAGAGAGUCUACAGCUGUCCUCAGUGCAGACAGACCUUCAGUCCAAGACCUGCUUUAUCUAGAAACACCAUGCUGACUGAAGUGGUGGAGAAACUGAAGAAGACCAGACUCUCUGAUGACUGUGAGGCUGGAGCUGGAGAUGUGCAGUGUGACGUCUGUACUGGAAGAAAAUACAGAGCCGUCAAGUCCUGUCUGGUGUGUCUGAACUCUUACUGUCAGAAUCACCUCGAGCAACAUGAGAGUUUCUUUAGAGGAAAGAGACACAAUUUGACUGAUGCCAUUGGACGACUGCAGGAGAUGAUCUGCCAGAAACAUGAGAAGAUCCUCGAGGUUUUCUGUCGCACUGAUCAGAAAUGUAUUUGUGUGAUGUGUACAGUUAUUGAACAUAAAAACCACGACAUUGUAUCAGCUGCAGCACAGAGGACAGAGAAACAGAAGCAGCUGAAGGAGACACAGAAGACGCUCCAGCAGAGAAUCCAGCAGAGAGAGAAAGAUCUCCAGCAGCUGAGAGAGACUGUGGAGUCUCAUAAGCGCUCUGCACAGACAGCAGUGGAGGACAGUGAGAGGAUCUUUACUGAGCUCAUCCGCUCCAUUGAGAGAAGCCGCUCUGAGCUGAUACGACUGAUCAGAGAUCAGGAAAAGACUGCAGUGAGUCGAGCUGAAGAACGACUGGAGCGACUGGAGCAGGAGAUCAAUGAUCUGAGGAGGAGAGACACUGAGCUGGAGCAGCUUUCACACACACAGGAUCACAUCCAGUUCCUGCAGAGUUUCCAGUCUCUCUCAGCUCCUCCUGAAUCUACAGACGUAAAUGAUGAUCUCUUCAGUUCUCUCUUCUCUUCUGAUGAUCUGAGAGAAUCUGUCCAUCAGCUGAGAGACAAACUGGAGGAUUUCUGCAAAGAGCAGCUGAAGAAGAUCUCAGACAGAGGUAAAGUCCUGGAGAUUCAUCUGCUCUCAGAAACCAGUCCAUCAUCCAGGAACGACUUCCUACAAUAUUCCCAUCAGUUCACUCCGGAUCUGAACACAGUGAAUAAACUCCUCCAUCUGUCUGAGAACAACAGAGUGAUUACUAACACUUACACAUUCCAGUCGUAUCCUGAUCAUCCAGACAGAUUUGAUGUGUGGCAGGUGUUGUGUAGAGAGAGUGUGUGUGGACGCUGUUACUGGGAGAUUGAGUGGAGUGGAGAUGAUGGUGUGGAUAUAUCAGUGUCAUAUAAGAGCAUCAGCAGGAAGGGACGGGGUAAAGAGUGUUGGUUUGGAUGGAAUGAUCAGUCCUGGAGUUUGUGCUGCUCUUCCUCCACUUACUCAUUCAGACACAAUAACAUAAAGACUGUUCUCUCUGUGAAGCCCAUCAGCAGUAGAAUAGGAGUGUUUGUGGAUCACAGAGCAGGAACUCUGUCCUUCUACAGCGUCUCUGACACAAUGAGCCUCAUCCACACAGUCCAGACCACAUUCACUCAGACGCUCUAUCCUGGGUAUGGGUUUGGAUCUGGAUCAUCAGUGAAACUGUGUUGAUGAAUCAGAAUAGUCUCAUGAGGGAUUCUCCCCAUAAUGCUUUUGAUGAUGAAUAAGUAACAGUGAGAUGUUUCCUUAUGUAAAAAUGGGUGCCUCCAUUUGUAAGUUAUAUGGGUUUAGCUUUCGGGCUCUUUGCAUCCAACUAUUUUUAGCUGUACAAAAUCGAGUACAGAAUAGAGUCUCUUCUUCUUUUCUCUUCAUGACAUUAAUACUGCAGCUAAACUUCUGUCAGUGAAAUAAGAGUCAGAAUAAAUGUGUAAUAAAUCCUCAUAUAGACAGUAUAGGAGCACACUUCCUGUGAACACACACACACAGAGAGAGAGAGCAGCUUCUCUAAAUGUCAUUUAAUCGUAAUAUUGUUUAAUGAUUGUCUGAUUUGUAGGUAUAUUUCUCUUCAUGAGUAAGAGAUCAGAGAAUGUCUCAAGGUUUUUAACAUCACACGAUGAUGUUGUGAAGCAGAAAUAUUCCAUUAUUUUUGGUUUGAUAUAAUAACACUUGUUGAGGAAAUCUGAGCAUUGAAACACACACAACUAAUAUAAUUUAAUAAAUCCUGCCCAUUUGAUCAUCACUUGUCUCCUGCGUUCUGCUCAGGAUGACAGAAGACUUUGAGUUAACACAGUUUUGAGUCUCAGACAAAACACACGUCUUCUGACAGGAUCUGGUGAAAGUGCAGUCAUCAGGAUUUUGACACAAUUUUGACACACACACACACACACACAAAAUAAGACAAGUAAACAGUCAAUAAUAAAAUAAGAACAAAGACACUAAUUACUGGAAAAACAAAAUAGAAAUGAAAAAAUAAAUUGCGGAUACAAUGCAAAUAAUUUUCAAUCUUAAAUUCAAGUAAAUUUCACUACGGAAAUGUAAUAAAGCAAUCAAUAAAACACUGCAACAAUCAUCCAGAACUGAUAUUGUUUUUGAUGUGAAUAAUGACUCAAUUGUCUUGUGUAGAGCUUCUUUACAGCUGAAACUGAGUGAAUCUUACAACAUUAACACUCUUAGUUUCUGUUUCUUUGAAACCGUCUGUAUUGUAUGAAGCUCAGCGCUGGAUGAAGCGCCUGAAAGCCACACUUGAGUAAAAGUACAGAUAUCUGACCAGAAAAUGAGUUCGGUAGAAGUUAAAGUCACUGUUUAGAAUAUUACUUGAGUAAAAGUUUUAAACGAUGAGAUAUUUGAUGUAUCAUUAUAUGAUCAGACUC
Messenger RNA from Carassius auratus (goldfish), 3308 nucleotides. RefSeq names its product tripartite motif-containing protein 16-like. Gene Ontology annotation, molecular function: zinc ion binding; protein binding. The transcript has 6 exons. The coding region runs from base 460 to 2109 and encodes 549 amino acids. NCBI's taxonomy places the organism in Eukaryota, Metazoa, Chordata, Actinopteri, Cypriniformes, Cyprinidae. The record is from RefSeq and is a predicted model, not a curated record.